AUGACGCAGCAAGUGCUAGUAGCAAGUUUAAAGAAAAGCAACGAGCCGCUCGAAAUUGCUACGUCGGAUCAUAGGAGGCCGUCCAAGUUGAAGACAACGCACGACGUCACCGCCGCGUCCGCCACCGCAAGCAUCGCCAGCGAUCAGUAUAGCGCGAUUAUCCGCGGUGAGGGUUACAGCCACAUCUACGUUACCACCGAGGAUAGAUCCGACGAGGUCCCGUCGCCGUGCGGCAACGUGAGCGAGAGCACCGGCACCGGCAGCCUCAGUGCCGUCGCCAGCAUCAGCGUCGCCGGCAGCAUCAGUAGCGGUAGCGGCAACGGCAGUCGAAAUGGGGGUAGCGGCAGCGGCAGUCGAAAUGGGGGUAGCGGCAGCGGCAGUCGAAAUGGGGGUAGCGGCAGCGGCAGUCGAAAUGGGGGUAGCGGCAGCGGCAGUCGAAAUGGGGGUAGCGGCAGCGGCAGUCGAAAUGGGGGUAGCGGCAGCGGCAGUCGAAAUGGGGGUAGCGGCAGCGGCAGUCGAAAUGGGGGUAGCGGCAGCGGCAGUCGAAAUGGGGGUAGCGGCAGCGGCAGUCGAAAUGGGGGUAGCGGCAGCGGCAGUCGAAAUGGGGGUAGCGGCAGCGGCAGUCGAAAUGGGGGUAGCGGCAGCGGCAGUCGAAAUGGGGGUAGCGGCAGCGGCAGUCGAAAUGGGGGUAGCGGCAGCGGCAGUCGAAAUGGGGGUAGCGGCAGCGGCAGUCGAAAUGGGGGUAGCGGCAGCGGCAGUCGAAAUGGGGGUAGCGGCAGCGGCAGUCGAAAUGGGGGUAGCGGCAGCGGCAGUCGAAAUGGGGGUAGCGGCAGCGGCAGUCGAAAUGGGGGUAGCGGCAGCGGCAGUCGAAAUGGGGGUAGCGGCAGCGGCAGUCGAAAUGGGGGUAGCGGCAGCGGCAGUCGAAAUGGGGGUAGCGGCAGCGGCAGUCGAAAUGGGGGUAGCGGCAGCGGCAGUCGAAAUGGGGGUAGCGGCAGCGGCAGUCGAAAUGGGGGUAGCGGCAGCGGCAGUCGAAAUGGGGGUAGCGGCAGCGGCAGUCGAAAUGGGGGUAGCGGCAGCGGCAGUCGAAAUGGGGGUAGCGGCAGCGGCAGUCGAAAUGGGGGUAGCGGCAGCGGCAGUCGAAAUGGGGGUAGCGGCAGCGGCAGUCGAAAUGGGGGUAGCGGCAGCGGCAGUCGAAAUGGGGGUAGCGGCAGCGGCAGUCGAAAUGGGGGUAGCGGCAGCGGCAGCGGUGGAGUGCACAUCGGCGAGGGUGGCGCUAUCGGAUCCGACGUUAGGAUUUACGUGGACGACACGGACUCGGCGAGCAGCAGCAACGGGCAGCGGCGCGGCGGCAGAUUGACGCGCGACGACGAGACCCUGGAUGCCUCGACCAGCGUCUCCUCCGCUACGACGAUGAGAGACGGUGGUGGCGAUGACCGCACCGACGAUAACAAGGAGACAUCCGAGAAACCGUCCUCCGCCGGUGGACCGUUGGAUCCUUCUUAA
Formica exsecta is the source of this 1503-nucleotide messenger RNA. Its product is annotated as hyphally regulated cell wall protein 1-like. The record is from RefSeq and is a predicted model, not a curated record. The transcript has 2 exons. The coding region runs from base 1 to 1503 and encodes 500 amino acids. NCBI's taxonomy places the organism in Eukaryota, Metazoa, Arthropoda, Insecta, Hymenoptera, Formicidae.